AGCUAAUUAAAAGAGGGGGGGGGGGGGGGGGUGUGUGUGUGUGGAAGAUUUGGAGGUUGCCGCUGCCGUCAUCUCACGCUCCACUGUGGACCAGGAGGGGAGAGUAGAGGGAAGAGGAGGAAGAAAGAGUAGAGACAGACGCGUGGAAGGAGAUUUCUUUUUUACACCACUUUGCCAUGAUUUGAUCUGACAUGGCCACCGCAUAGGAAUCUGGUGCUGCGGCGACCGUCAGCUCGGCGACGAGGAUAAGGGAGACAGAGAGCUGGACAGAGGGAUGUUCAGAGAAACCGAGAGAGGGAUGGCAGUGGAGAAGCCGGGUGUGAAGAGCAGCAGCUCCAUCGUCCCCUGCUUCCUGUUUGUGGAGCUGGUGAUCAUGGCCGGGACGGUGCUGCUGGCUUACUACUUCGAGUACACGGACACCUUCCCCGUGCAUGUCCAGGGCUUCUUCUGCUACGAUAAGACCUUCUCCAAGCCCUACCCGGGUCCGGACGACGCCGGCAAGAUCCCCCCCGUGCUCAUCUACUCGCUCGUCACGGCCAUCCCCACCCUCACGAUUCUUGUCGGAGAGCUGUGCGCCUUCUUCACCAAAGCAGAGGGAACCCAGGAGAAGACCAUUGUCACUGCAGACUGCUGCUACUUCAACCCCCUGCUGAGACGCAUGAUACGCUUUCUAGGUGUCUACGCCUUCGGCCUGUUCACCACCACCAUCUUCGUCAACGCUGGCCAGGUGGUGACAGGAAACCAGACGCCCCACUUCCUGUCCGCCUGCCGGCCAAACUACACUGCGCUGGGCUGCCAGUCCACCAUGCAGUACAUCGCGGAGCGGCGCGCCUGCACAGGCAACCCGCUGAUCGUCAUGUCCGCGCGAAAAUCCUUCCCGUCCAAGGACGCGGCGCUGAGUGUCUACUCUGCCGUGUACACAGUGAUGUACGUGACGCUGGUGUUCAAGACCAAAGGCACGCGGCUGACCAAGCCCACCAUCAGCCUCACCCUGCUCUGCCUGGCCAUGCUGGUAGGCGUGGUCAGGGUGGCCGAGUACCGCAACCACUGGGCCGACGUCCUGGCGGGAUUCUUCACCGGCGGAGCCAUCGCUGUGUUUUUGGUGACCUGCGUGAUCAACAACUUCCAGCAGAUGCUGCCAAGCCCUCCCCCGCUGCGCCCCCAGCGCCCCGAGUCCGUGCUGGGCAUGCAGAUGGUGACGCUGCCCUGUGUGGAGAGUCCACUCGAAAAGUUAAGUGGCCCUCAGACUCCGCGUGGAUCUCCGUUCACCGAUGUCACAUGACCAUCAGCCCUAUCGGUUCCCCGCCACCCCCGAUGUCCUCAUACCGUCUCGCUCCAUUUCCAGCGAAGUCUAGACCAGCCGGAGCAGCACUCGCCGCGCUGCGCCGCCCAUCCGGCCGGGCGGUACGCGACGCUGCACCGCUCCUACUCCACGCAGGUCUAGACCUCUCACGCGAUCCAGCACACACACACACACCAUCCUGCUGCCCUCUCAAACCCCCGGGGAACCGAUAGGCAAACUCUUCAAAGACUUUUCUCUCUGCUAGACAUUCAGCACAGAGUCAGGAACAGCUUCCUUUUUUUUCAUUUUGUAUAAGUCUUUUCUCGGUUGUGUGACGCUCGCUUUCGUCUUCAGUGGCGUGCUCUCUUAAAGGAAAAACACUUCAAACCGUGACUACUGAGAAUGUCCACUGCUUUUUUUUUUAAACAUCAUGAACGAGGUCUCGCCCGUUCGAAGGAGGCUAAACGUGACGGGGAACUCCCCGUGUGACUUCGCCGUCUGCUGUCAGGAGGGGACGUGUUGGACCAAAGAAGCCCUCUGAAGGAUGCGCGUGCUGCUGAGAUUUAAACCCUUCAAAACAAAAAUACCCUACAUCCUUUUAGCAAGCCAUAUACACACACACACACACGCACACACACAAACACACUCGCACAGUAGUGUGAGUAGCAGUGCCCUUGUCAGAUGCGCAUGCGAUUUACACAGAUCAAAGAAUCCAUUUCAUAUCUCUCAGCAGAAGCACCAGACAAUAGCAAACAGGAUGAAAGUACAGACAAGAUCGUCACUUGGCUAUUUUCUUCUUUUUUUCUUCUUCUUCUCUCAGAUGGUUGCAGCUUUGCCCAAAAAAAAAGAAAAAAGAAAGAAAACUGAUGGGAAAUGCAAACACAUUUGAUAAGACAAAGCCGAGCUCCCAACUGCAGGUUGGCAUAUAAAGUGCAUCACAUUCGGGAGCAAAUAUUUGUUCAGUUUUGUAUUCUUCUGAGACGAGGAGCUUUCAUACAAAACACUUCCUGUAAUGCCAACAGACCUUUUUUUUUUAUCUCUCGCACGGCAUCGCUCACACUGAACUGGAGUUUUCUUUCUAGCCGAAUCCUGGUAAAAGACGAUGCGACGAACUGGCCGAGUCGUGUAACUAUUGUGAUUCAUUUCUGAGAUUUUAUCAACAGAUUUAUUUAUUGACAUGUACAUACGGUGUGGUUGCAGUGAACGCUCCAUGUGGCGUGACAGUUUUGCUGACUUUGAUUUGCACACUCCCUGAAAUCCAUGUUUUUGUUUGUUUUUUUUCAUUCACCCUUCUCCCCACACAUCUUUUUUUACAACCUCUGUUUAGCGUGCUGUGAAAUGUUUCCCUCUGCUGGACGACACACACACACGCACACACACACACACAAGAGUAAAGUCCAGUUUCACAGAGCACAUGCGUAUUCAAACACCUUCAAAAGCACACACAUGCACAAUCUCACACACACACACACACCUUAAUCCCCUUUCUAACAUUGAAACCUGCUUGUAUGAUGUUGUACAUCAAUCUUUUUUGUAUUGAGAGUGGGAUUUUUACACAAGCAUCACCAACACUAAGUCUAGAGAUUUUGGGGGGGGGGGGGGGGUAUUGUAUGUAUUGCGAUGAUAGAGAACCGUGCGUAUGAAGGUGCUGAACUGCUCUGGACCAACAGCGGUUUCAAAACACCGGAUGACUCACUCCUUUGGCCUCUGGGCCGAGUUAAAAGUCACGGUCUAUAAGACGCUGUGUGUUCGUUAGGUUAUGAACUCCAAGCCCUUUCUGUUUGGAAUUCUCAUGUGAGCAUAAACGGUGGAUGUGAACCACUUUUCAUGUCAAAUCUCCGGACGCGUUCGCGGUCUCGUGUUCAGCAGACGGCCCAACGUAAAAGUUGACGAAGCUAGCAUACGGUGAGCUAACGGUGAUGCGACAAGUCAAAGCAGCACUAAGUGAGUCAAGCUGUGAACGCAGCACGUCCAGCAGACACGGAGCAACAUGAGCGUUCUUUUGGAGUCAUGUUUCUAUACUCCGGUCCCACCAACUUAUGAGAGCAAUAUCUGGCUCUUUAGCUACUAAAUAAGAGUGCGUUUCGAGCCGCCCUAUUUCUGUCCGAACCAGUCUCGGGUCUGAGAGAGUAGUAACCUAAAGCACUGUGUCACCCUGUCACGCAACUGUUGUUGCCAUGUUUACAGCUCGGUGACGAAAUUAACAAACUCAUAAUUUGUAUGUAUUUUUACACAAUAUUUUCAGUCAAAGGAACCUUGAGCACCACGUCAAUUAGGCCGAACCCGACCCGAGCUCCAUUUGUUAAUGUUAGUCCGAACACCGUGUCGGGUCUCCGCGCUCCGCACUGCGAAAUGCUCCACCGCUUUCAACAACUAUCAGCUAACUUUAUCCGUCUGUCGUUUGGUGCUAAUAAACGUAUCGAUUAACCGCUUUAAGAAAUGUAAUCUAUAAGCUGUGUGGUUUUGUUGGAAGUCUCUGGAGUCCCCACAUUUCUUUUAUAAUCUUGUUAGCGCAAGAUAACGUUAGCUAACACGUCCUGACCAAAAAUCACUUAAUGCUGCUUUAAUAUCCAUGUUGUAUUUUUCUUAGCUGGCCUAAUGUUGCCUUUGUUGACUUUUACAUUUGGCUGUGUGAGCUGAACGGGACAAAAAAAAAGGGAAAAAUUGCAUUCGCGUCCACAAUUAUUAUUAUGUUUUUUAUACGUAAAAAAAAGUUUCGGGACUUCUCUCUGAGCCGGGAAGUUCCUUGUUGUUCUGACAUUUCUACCGAGCCACGACCACAACAAGUGGUUGUAUGUGCAGCACAGCCAUCAAGAGUAUGUGCAGAAUGACCCUCACACAUUAUCCAGCGUCCGAUAAGCUCUGUUCUUGGAAAAGAUUCUACCGAGCGUCUUCAACUUUGACUCGUCAUAAAAACAGUGACCUUCUGGCGAGUCAGCGCACAAAUACCAUGCACCUGCAAAGUUGUGAAUUUGAGUCAGACUCAUGACCUUUGCCGCAUGACGUCCCUUCGUGUCAUAUCCGUCCCGUUUGCUUUCCAGCCCUCAGUGUCCCGAUGAAGCAGAAAUGCCUUAAAAACGAAUCCUAAUGGAAAUCAAACAGAACAUCAAGUCCAUUACAUUGACAGCUUGUAAAUGUGUGUGUUUUCAGUGCGAGCUUCUCAUCCGCGCAAAAAUUCUCAGCAACUCUUGACCAAUUGCAGUCGGUCGGUAUCUGAAUCGGUGUUCACUGUGUGAGCGCUGCUUCGGCACAAGGAAUGCUCCAAUGAGAUGCGAGCACCAAAAAGGGAAAACGCAGUGCAGAAAGAGUCCGAUUUCUCUUCAGGUCAAAAUAACGUUCUCCUCCAGGUUCAAACCGUCAAACACCGCGGCUCUCCUUUCCUCUGAAGUCUGCCGCGACUCAUGUUUUACAUCAAAGAACAAACACGCUGCGGUUGACUGACGUGAAAUUUAAAAAAAAAAAGCUCCUUUCAGAUCUGCAACUCUGAGGGAGAAACACGUUUUCCUUUGAUCCUGUUGCAGCAAACCCUCUGUUUUGUAAAGAUGUGUGUGACGAGAACAAUAAAUGGAUAUUGCAAUAACAAA
Molecule: messenger RNA, 4866 nt
Organism: Anarrhichthys ocellatus (wolf-eel)
Lineage: Eukaryota; Metazoa; Chordata; Actinopteri; Perciformes; Anarhichadidae
Gene: plppr2a
Product: phospholipid phosphatase related 2a
Exons: 8
Coding region: 275-1282 (335 amino acids)
Biological process (GO): phospholipid dephosphorylation; phospholipid metabolic process; signal transduction
Cellular component (GO): plasma membrane
Molecular function (GO): phosphatidate phosphatase activity
Source: RefSeq, a predicted model, not a curated record